AUGGGGCUGCUCCGCUCUUUCCAGAGCUGCUGCAUCUGUGGCCAGAGUGGGGCCACCAUCCCCUGCUGCCAAACAGACUGCGACAGCAAGGAGUACCCAACAGGGCCCCUCCAGCUACGGUUGUACUUCGCUCCAGGCCACGGCUGCUCUUCUGCACCCAUUUCCACGCUCAACGACUCGAUCCCUCCUCCCCUCCUGCAGGUUUUCGAUGUCCAGCCGGUGUCCGGUGUGCUGCAGCCGGGCAAGAGCCAGCAGGUGCCCUUCAUCUUCUUUGGUCACGCCAACAUCAUCGCCCAUGUCACGGCGCUGUGCCGGGUGGAGGGAGGCCUGACCUACGAGGUGGAGCUGAGGGGGGAGACUUCGGUCCUCACCUACCACCUGAGCGCCGAGGAGAUCGACUGCGGGCUGCAGCUCUUUAACCAAGUCACCAGAGCCAAGGUCACCCUGCGGAACGAUGGGAAGGUCGGAUUCGCCUACGUGGUACAGAGCCCCAGCUCUGGCACUGCAGACAAGCCUCUGCCUGGUGUGCUCGUGGUCCUGCCCAACACAGCUUCCAUUGAACCUGGCAAGGAGCAAGUGCUGAAGCUCUAUUACCUGCCAGGAAUGCCAGGAGUCUUCUGCAGGACGUUCCAGGUUCAAGUGGGUCACCUGAAACCGGCAGAAAUCUCCCUGAAAGGAGAGGCAGUCUUUGCCGGGAUCUGUCUGGACCUGCCCUGGAGCAUCAAAGGAAGUGAAAAAUACGAGAGGCUAUUGAAACAGGCAAAAGAAAAGCUGAAAAAAGACAAGCAGGACAAGAAAGCACGUGUUUGGAGGAAGGCUCGAAUCAGGAAGCGACACGCGAAGGGCCCUGGCAUUGUGGCAAACACUUGGCUGAGGAUGGAGAUGGAGCAGAUGCUGAUAAAGGAGAAUGCUCUGGAGCUGCAGCCAGUCCUCAUCUCCCGCCCCCCAGAGGACACUGUCUUUGACAAGAGCAUUCCUCAGAAGCUUGUCAAAGUUGAGCUGCCCGAGUACAUCCUGGACAUGGGCACUGUUGUUCAGGGUUACAGUAAAAGCUGCACUGUGAAGAUCACCAACACCUGGAGGGACCCAGUGGCCGUCCGGGCCGAUGAACGUGCCCUGGGUGACACAGGUUUCAGCAUAUACCUGGAGCCCGUGGAGUUCCUGAUCUACGGCACCAGCAAACGGUUUCAAGUGAACUUUGCAAGUGCCAACCUGCCCGUGGGAAAGGUGGAUGUGCUCCUGCCCAUCAAGGUAGAGAAAGGCCCCACGCUGUCACAUCUGCCUCCGUGCCACUGUGAUUCAGCUGCUGCUCAGCCUCUCCAGGAACAGACUCCAGUUCCCCCAUGUCCAGGUUGGGCAGUGCUGGAGUGAAAGAGUCCGGCUUUACAACCGGUUCAGCGCGCCCUGUGAAUGGUUCCUCACUGUCAACAAACCUGCCAAGAAGGUGGACAAACGUGUGACACCGGCCGUGCAUCAGAAGGAGCUCCAGGCUGUGAAGGAUGAUUCCCGUGUCUUUCAGUGGAAGGCCCGGGAGGGAACCCUCUAUGGUAGAGAGU
Messenger RNA from Chiroxiphia lanceolata (lance-tailed manakin), 1556 nucleotides. RefSeq names its product hydrocephalus-inducing protein homolog. Gene Ontology annotation, cellular component: axoneme. The record is from RefSeq and is a predicted model, not a curated record. Lineage: Eukaryota; Metazoa; Chordata; Aves; Passeriformes; Pipridae. The transcript is spliced from 10 exons. Gene Ontology annotation, biological process: axonemal central apparatus assembly; cilium movement. Bases 1 to 1371 code for a protein of 456 amino acids.